Molecule: messenger RNA, 852 nt
Organism: Suricata suricatta (meerkat)
Lineage: Eukaryota; Metazoa; Chordata; Mammalia; Carnivora; Herpestidae
Gene: NAA38
Product: N(alpha)-acetyltransferase 38, NatC auxiliary subunit
Exons: 3
Coding region: 431-808 (125 amino acids)
Cellular component (GO): NatC complex
Molecular function (GO): RNA binding
Source: RefSeq, a predicted model, not a curated record
CGUAGUCCGAAUCUGGCUUUCAAGGGAUCGGGCUGCGUGCUCGAGAGUUCCGGGCGAAAGAGCGGUCUGGGCUACAAGGGAUAUUUAGGACUGACUGUCGCGCAAGGCAGAAAAAACAAGGGAGGGUAGGAUGGAGUUGUAUUACGGAAAAAGGUAUUCUCGCUAAAUUCCAGGGUCCCUAAAAGGCUAUGUCUGAAGCCAAAGAGGUAAAACUCGCGAUAUGUUAAGACAUCGGCGCCAUAGACCUCAGUGAGCCUCCGCGUCGGAGAAGAGAAGCUCGCGAGAUCUCUGCAGUUGCCCAGGAGACAACACGGAGGAGGAGAGGUGAUCUCGCGAAAGAAUAGAGGUCGGGAGCACUCGCGAGAUCUCCGACCACCGGACCCGAAAGGUUCUCAGGAAGUUGAAAGGCCCGCAGGAGGCCCAGGUGCAAAUGGCCGGAGCCGGACCAACCAUGCUGCUACGAGAGGAGAACGGUUGUUGCAGCCGGCGUCAAAGCAGCUCCAGCGCCGGGGACUCGGACGGGGAGCGCGACGACUCGCCGGCUGCGCGGGCCCGGCAGCAGCUGGAGACGCUGCUCAACAAGACUAUGCGCAUUCGCAUGACAGAUGGACGGACCCUGGUCGGCUGCUUCCUGUGCACCGACCGCGACUGCAAUGUCAUCCUGGGCUCGGCGCAGGAGUUCCUCAAGCCGUCGGAUUCCUUCUCUGCGGGGGAACCCCGUGUGCUGGGCCUGGCCAUGGUACCUGGCCAUCACAUCGUUUCUAUUGAGGUGCAGAGAGAGAGCCUGGCUGGGCCUCCCUAUCUCUGACCGCGAUCGCGCAUGCUUUUCAGACCAUUAAACCUGUAAACGAA